AUGGACACUGUGGAAUACACCAAGUGGGACAGUGGGCCUGAGGAGGCCCCUAAAGGGCACUGGGGACACUGGCAGCACUACAGACAAAGGCUUUUUUCCCUGGCCCUGGCUCUUCUGGUGGCUACAGUCCUCUGGGCUCUCAUCCUAAGCAUCCUAUUGUCCAAGGCCUCCAAGGAGCAAGGGGUGCAGCGGAUUCACCAGGACCAGCUGAGGACAAACGCCUCGAUGCAGUUUGUGAUUCUUGGUGCCUUGAAGGAGGAGGUCGGAGCCUGCAAGAGCUGCUGCUCUGGGACUAACGCACAACUACAAACCACUCUGGUGGAGCUUGGGGAGACACAUAAGAAGCUGAUGCAGCAGGAGAGCACCCUGAACGAACUGCGUGAGCAAGUGACCCAGGGCUUGGCUAAAGCAGGCAGGAACCUGGAGGACAUUCGCACCGAGCUGUUCCGGGAGCUGGAGGCGGUCAGGCACAUGAACAGUUCCUGUGAUCCGUGCCCCACUUCGUGGCUAACCUUCCAGGGUUCUUGCUACUAUUUCUCGGAGCCAAAGGCCACGUGGGAAGCUGCACAAAGCCACUGUGCAGGCAACGGUUCACACUUGGUGAUCAUUGGGAACCUGGAAGAGCAGGACUUCCUGAGUAAGCAUACGCGUGGCCAAGGCUACUGGCUGGGCCUGAGGGCCAUGCGCCAUCUCCGAAAGAUUCGGGGCUACCAGUGGGUGGAUGGAGUCUCACUCACCUUCAGCCACUGGAACAGCGGGGAGCCCAAUGACUCUCAGGGGCGUGAGGACUGUGUCAUGAUGCUGCACUCAGGACUGUGGAAUGAUGCACCAUGUGCCAGUGAGAGGGAUGGCUGGAUCUGUGAGAAGAGGAGCAGCUGCUGA
Molecule: messenger RNA, 882 nt
Organism: Castor canadensis (American beaver)
Lineage: Eukaryota; Metazoa; Chordata; Mammalia; Rodentia; Castoridae
Gene: Clec4g
Product: C-type lectin domain family 4 member G
Source: RefSeq, a predicted model, not a curated record